AUUACAACCUCGAGCUCGAAGCGAACUUUAGAGAGAGAAAGGAAGAGGAGAGAGAGAGAGAGAGAGAGAGAGAGAGAUCGUAAUUAUAUUGAUGGAGGAGAGUUCAACUGGGGCACUGGUCCCGGCGGUGAAGUCGGAGCAUCCUAUGAUGUCGAUCUCCGCCGCCGCGUCGAUGGAUCCCCGAGCGGAGACGGACGGGACCGCCGAUGGAGUCUCGGCGGAGCUCGACAAGGAUUUUCUUUGUCCGAUUUGCAUGCAGAUGAUUAAGGUGGCAUUUCUCACCGCUUGCGGCCAUAGCUUUUGCUACAUGUGUAUCAUCACUCACCUCCGCAACAAGAACGAUUGCCCUUGCUGCGCUCAAUACCUCACCACGAAGCAGCUCUUCCCCAAUUUUUUGCUCGACAAGCUACUAAAGAAAACUUGUGCUAGUCAAAUAUCAAAGACAGCAUCCCCAGUGGAGCAAUUUCGUCAGUCGUUACAACAGGGUUGUGAAGUGUCUAUUAAGGAGCUUGACAUUCUCUUGGCACUCCUAGCUGAUAAAAAGAGGAAAAUGGAACAAGAAGAAGCUGAAAAAAACAUGCAAAUCUUGCUCGACUUCUUGAGUUGCUUGAGAAAGCAAAAAGUGGAUGAGCUUAACGAGGUGCAAACUGAUCUCCAGUUUAUUAAAGACGACAUAAGCUCUGUAGAAAGACAUAGGAUGGAUUUGUAUCGUGCCAGAGAUAGAUAUUCCCUAAAGCUGCGGGCAGGUGGAGAUGAUUCAAGUGCAAGAAAAUCAUGGCCUUCAUUGAUUGAUCAGAAUAGUAGUGGUCCUAUCUCCAGUUCUUUUAAUAUACGUGGUGGAAUGUCUUCUGGGAAUCAUCAAAUUAAGAAAGCCGAUGGAUGGGGUCAAAUAAAUUCUUCUGGACUCCAGAGAAAAGACUCUGUGAGUGGAUCAGAUUCACAGUAUGUUAAUUCAUCAGGGCAAGCUGUAGUGAGAAAAAAGCGAGUCCACGCACAGUUUAAAGACCUGCAAGAGUGUUACCUGCAAAAGCGACGUCAAUUGGCGAACCGAUUGAAUAAUUUACAAGAAAGGGAUAAAAAUGUCAUACUCAGAGAUGGUUACAAUGCAGGUCUUGCAAAUUUUCAAUCAGUUUUGAGUACGUUCACACGCUAUAGCCGAUUGAGAGUUAUUGCUGAACUUCGGCAUGGGGAUCUCUUUCAUUCAGCCAAUAUAGUAUCAAGCAUAGAAUUUGAUCGCGAUGAUGAGUUCUUUGCCACUGCUGGUGUGUCACGGUGCAUAAAAGUUUUUGAUUUCUCCACGGUUGUGAAUCAACCUUCCGAGCUACACUGUCCCGUUGUUGAGAUGUCUACACGCUCAAAACUUAGUUGCUUGAGUUGGAACAAAUUUGUUAAGAACCAUAUAGCCAGUAGUGAUUAUGAGGGCAUAGUAACUGUUUGGGAUGUAAACACUCGACAGAGUGUGAUGGAAUAUGAAGAGCAUGAAAAACGUGCGUGGAGUGUUGACUUUUCACGGACAGAACCGUCGAGGCUUGUAUCUGGUAGUGAUGAUUGUAAGGUUAAGGUUUGGUGCACACAGCUGGAAUCUAGUGUUAUUAACAUUGACAUGAAAGCAAACAUAUGUUGUGUCAAGUACAACCCUGGAUCUAGCAAUUACAUUGCGGUUGGUUCAGCAGACCAUCACAUCCACUAUUACGAUUUAAGAAAUUACAGCCAGCCGCUUCACGUGUUCAGUGGGCAUAAGAAAACUGUUUCGUAUGUGAAAUUCUUGUCAAACAACGAGCUUGCCUCUGCAUCAACAGACAGUACAUUACAGUUAUGGGAUGUGCAGGAUAAUAAGCCUCUUCGCACUUUUAAAGGACACACAAAUGAGAAGAACUUUGUUGGUCUCUCAGUAAAUAGCGAGUACAUUGCUUGUGGCAGCGAAACAAACGAAGUGUUUGUCUACCAUAAGGAAAUUUCAAACCCUGUGACAUGGCAUAGAUUUGGUUCGCCCGAUUUGGACGAUGUGGAAGAUGAUGCAGCAUCUUACUUCAUCAGCGCUGUAUGCUGGAAGAGAGACAGCCCCACCAUGCUCACCGCUAACAGUCAGGGAACCAUUAAAGUGCUUGUUCUUGCAGCCUAAAGGACAAAACUAAAUAAGUUUAGAGAUUGAAGCUGGAACGGGAUAAAUAUAUUCCAUCCUUUUUUUGUUCUUCUUGAUUUAAAGUUGGGAUAAAGCCGUUGCUGCAUUAUUAAAUGUAAUUAUUCUUGUGCAUAUUAUUGAAAUGUAAAAUUGGUAGGCUUUAGAAGGGCAUGGAAUGUAGUUGUACUAAUAAAUUUUGAGUUGAAAAACGAUUACUUAUAGAGUUGAAUUCUUAAAAGCA
This is a messenger RNA of Humulus lupulus (European hop), 2363 nucleotides long. Its product is annotated as E3 ubiquitin-protein ligase COP1-like. Gene Ontology annotation, biological process: proteasome-mediated ubiquitin-dependent protein catabolic process. The record is from RefSeq and is a predicted model, not a curated record. NCBI's taxonomy places the organism in Eukaryota, Viridiplantae, Streptophyta, Magnoliopsida, Rosales, Cannabaceae. The transcript has 13 exons. Bases 92 to 2122 code for a protein of 676 amino acids. Gene Ontology annotation, molecular function: ubiquitin protein ligase activity; protein binding.